GUUAACACCGUUCCGGUUCAAUGGCUACAUCGAUUUUGUUCAAACCUAUAGCACUGCCAUCGAUUAGUGGCAUUGAAUGAAUCUAGAGCAGCAAUGAGAGUGAGACCUCAUUAUCCUUUUAGUCGUAACAAACGUCAUGGCCAAGGACAACCAAAAUAUUUAUAUGGAUUUCUUAAUAAGGACAAAUAACGGUUUAGAGCUUCUCUGGAUGUAAAUUGAAAUCAAUCACCAAAUGAGCUAAAAGUAGUCAAUUUACAGAAACUACCGAAAGAACACCAAGGCUAGAUCUAUGUCUUCACAAUGUAUAAACAAGUCUACUGGAGUAGCUCCGCAAGACGCAGUUUAAAGCUUGCACAUCAAAACAAGGGCAAGAAUCCUAUUAAACAAGAACAGCCUCCUAAAAAUGAUUCACCUUUGCCAGCACCCGCAGAGAGUGAAAAUGAAAGUUCAGUGCCAGUUGUCGCUGAGCCUGAAAAUGAAACACCAGCUUUCAAAGCUGUCAAAGAGGAAAUAACUACAGCUGUAAGAGGAUUGAAAGCCAUUCCAAAUUACUUAGAAGAAGACUGUGUGAGAUUUCUACAAGUUAUAGAUGAGAUCAGUAGUGAUCAUUUGUCCAUUCGGGACAAAAUUGGUGAUCUCUUAGCUGACUUAGAAUACCAUGAGGUUGUCCUGCAAAUUUUCAAACAGUUCAACAGAUUAGAAGUAAUUGAAACAGAGAAUAUAAAAACUUGGGUUCUGCUCUACUACACCACAACGAUUUCUACAAACUACACAGAUAGUAGUGAGAAGUUUAGUAUGUGUCUUGAGAAAUCUGAAGCUGUUGAGCAAUUGACAGAGUUGUUUAAACACACUGAGUAUGAUGACGAUUUGGAAAACAAUGGGCUAAAGUAUGGUGUGUUUACAAACAUCUUAAUCACCUUACACAAUAUAGUGAGAUUUAGUGGAAUCAAGUUUCAUUAUAAAGAAGCAAAAACUGCUGAGAAAGUCAUGCCAUUGAUUGGAGUGAAGAAUGAAUUUAUUUGUUCAGUUGCCAUGUUACUUUUAGCCUAUAUUAUUGACGAGGAUGAAAAUGACAAAAUAGUUGAUGAAAACAAUAUCAUCAUUUACAUUGUGACAUGGCUCAGUCAGUCUUUGGACCACCCUAGUAGAAGAGCUCGAGGGUUUACACCUUGGGAGCUGACACGGGGGCUGUCUAAAUUAGCAGUCAAUGAUUCUAACAAGAAAAAAAUUAUUGAAGCAAAUGCCCUCCCGGAGUUCAGCAAAAUGAUUUCGUUCAAUGAUGCAAGAGAAUUGGAGAACACUACUGAAUGUCUCUGGACUUUAUGCUUUGACAAAAGUGCACGACAGGUCAUUAAAGACUUCCCAGGCCUUGUCACAGCUCUAGACUCCUUGAAAAAUUCUGACAAUGAGAAGAUAAGGAAAAAUGCCAAAGGAGCUUUGUGGCUAAUCAAUGAAGAAAAGGAAGCCUCCAAAGUUACAGAUAAUGUGGGGGAAGACGUUGGUCAACAUAUAUUUAUCAGUUACAGUUGGGCGGAAAAAACAAAGGUGAAAGAAAUCUACAAAAGUCUAAAAUCUCAUGGUUUCAAAGUUUGGGUUGACUGGGAAAACAUGGGUGGAUCAACUCUUCAAGCCAUGGCAGAGGCUGUGGAAAAUGCUUCAGUUGUAUUAAUAUGUGUGUCUGAGAAUUAUAAGCUAAGCAACAAUUGUAGGCUAGAAGCGGAAUACACAUUCACCAAGAAACGCAACUACCUGCCUCUCGUUAUGCAAAAACAGUAUAAAGCUGAUGGCUGGCUAGGAAUCAUGCUUGGAUCCAAACUUUACUAUGACUUCUCUGGCAAAUACCCCUACGAGCAAUCAGAACAGCAAUUACUAAAAGCCUUACAAGAAUUAGAAAUUACAAGACCAACUCUAGAACCCAUGCCAGCCUCUAAAGAGAGUCAGAGCACUGUAUCAUGUUACAAGAUGACAAAUGCAGAGGUUGUAGAAUGGCUUGAGAAGAAAGGCUUACAAAGAUUAUCGUCUUUAUUAUACAACAUCAAUGGGAAAAUGUUGUGGGACAUGAAGCUGUUUAGUGAGACUGCACCUGAAUACUUUUUCAAAGAAAUAAAAGACCAAUAUGAACUAUCACUGGUUGAAGUCAUACAGUUUAACUCUGCUCUGAAAACUUUGCACUGAUUUUUGCAACCCUAGCUUAGGUUUUUAAAUUGACUCUUGCAAGGCUAGUUCUAAUCAGAAGUUGCUGAACUCUCAUGAAAACAAACAACAACAAAAAAACUUUGUGUAAUGCUAUUUCAUCCAAGAUAAAUUACUGCUAUAAUAAUAUAAUAAUAAUAAUAAUAAUCUUUAUUGUCCGUAUGGAAAUUUGUCUCACAAUUUGUGCAUUACAUUAUAACUAUAACAAACACUAUAACUAUAAGAAACCAAAGUGUACAUUCACACCAGACUCACUCAUAAUUUACAUGUGACAAAGUUUAUACCAGAUUGUUCUUAUUUAAUGAUUAGAUUGUUAUGUUGAAAUAAUAAAAGGCAUAUAAACAAAA
Messenger RNA from Biomphalaria glabrata, 2540 nucleotides. RefSeq lists its product as uncharacterized. Gene Ontology annotation, biological process: signal transduction. NCBI's taxonomy places the organism in Eukaryota, Metazoa, Mollusca, Gastropoda, Planorbidae. The record is from RefSeq and is a predicted model, not a curated record. The transcript is spliced from 16 exons. The coding region runs from base 301 to 2175 and encodes 624 amino acids.